UUGUGAUUGUCUGUUUGUGUAAAGUGCUGGGGGCCACAACACUAUGGCCACAACUAUGGCUUACCAACAGAAAUUGGCAGAGAAACUCCUUGUUCUUAACGACAGGGGUCAAGGGGUUCUAAUCAGGAUGAAUCACAUUAAAAAGACUUGCACAGAUCCUAAACGAAGACCAUCCUUCCUCGCUGACAAGUCAAUGGAAGGAGUUGUAAAGUACAUCAACAGAAAAUUCCCCAACAUAGAUUUAAGGGGAAGCAGUCAACAGCUGAGCAACAUACAGAAACAGAAAUCUGCAGUAUUGGAAGGCUUGAGCAGUUACUAUGAGUCUUUCAUUGAUGUCAUGGAAUUCAGGGACCACGUUUAUGACUUACUCAACACAAUAGAUGCCUGCCAGUGUUUUUUUAACAUAACUGUGAAUUUUGACUUCACCAAGAACUACCUGGACCUGAUCAUUACCUAUGCCUCAGUCAUUUUAAUGCUCUCACGCAUCGAUGAUAAAAAAGUGCUGGUGGGAAUGUAUAACUGCGCCUAUGAGCUGUCAAAUGGAAGCAGUGACCCAUCUUACCCUCGCCUUGGACAGAUGAUUCUGGAAUAUGAACAUCCUUUGAAAAAACUCACUGAAGAGUUUGGUCCCCAUACCAAGUCAGUGACAGAAGCCUUGCUCUCGCUGCAUUCGGUUUAUCCUCGUAGGAACCUACCAGCAGAACAAUGGCGCAAUGCCCAGCUUCUCAGCCUCCUGAGUGUUCCUGCCACAAUGCUCAACCCUGCUAUGUGUGACACUAUGGCUUGUGAAUAUCUAUCCAUGGAGGUGAUGGAACGCUGGAUCAUUUUGGGCUUCCUGUUGUGCCAUACCAGCCUCAACAUAAAUGCUGCAUCUCAGGAUUUAUGGAAGAUGGCUUUGCGCAGUGGUCUCUACGUCACACUCAUCAGAGAUGAAGUCAUUAACAUACACAAGCUUUCAGAGGAACACCUUGAUGGGCUCAAAGGAUACAGCAAGCGUCUUGCUGAUAUUAAAGAGUGUAAAGAGCAUACCAUUGUGAACUGUGGGGCAACACACAGAGAGAAACGACACUUCCUGAGGCACGCUUUGAAAGAACUCAUCAAAGUGUUAGAGGAUGAGCCUGCGCUGCUUGGACCCAAGGUGUUAUUCGUGUUCAUGGCUCUGUCAUUUUCUCGUGAUGAGGUGCUCUGGCUCGUGCGCCACGCUGAGAACAUCCCUAAAACCAAGACACCUGAAGACUUUGCUGAUGUGCAUAUGGCAGAGCUUCUCUUCUAUAUGGAGAGACUGCAGGCACUCUUGGGUCGCUAUAACUAUGUUAUUCAGCGCUAUCAUCUUCAAUAUCUGUCCCAGUUUGAUGCCCUAAUACUCAAUGACACCAUACAGAGUAUCUAUGUCUGUCCUGAGGAAGAAUCAGUGCUUAUGACCUCAUUUGUUUCAGCCCUGUCUGCACUGACCCUCAAACAGUUGGAAGGUGGUAAAGAAUUUGAUUUCAAGGCUGUCAGAAUGGACUGGCUAAGAUUACAGGCCUACACCAGUGUAGGCAAGGCCACCCUACCCUUGAAGGAGUAUCCAGACCUUGCCAAGAUAAUGAACAUGACCCAGUUCCACACCAAGAUGAUGGACAAUGUGGAUGAACUUCUCAAUGAAACAGCUGAUCUCUCCUCUCUGUGUUUUUACACACGUGUGUUUGAGAAGAUGUUCUCUCAGAGCAGUGAAGAAGUCUCCAUGCAACGUUAUCUUAUGGCUUUCCCCAUGGUCUGUACCCACUUCAGCCAGAACACACACCAAAUGUGUCCUGAAGAGGUGGAGGUGAUGGAGAAACAAGCUCUGAGACUGUGUGUAACCUUUAUGGAAGAGAUUGCCAUUCAGACCUGUACAGUUGUGCUGGAGAUUUCUACUGAGCAAUGCAACCUUCAUGAGCAGUUAUUGCCAAAGCAUUCUGCUGAAACCAUAAGCGCAGCCCGCAACAAAAAGAUGAAGAAACCACCUCCAAAAAAAGAUGCCCCUAAAAAUAAACCAGGAGCUGAGAGUCAGAGGAAGGACAGGGCUGUCGUCACCAACAUGGAUAAGAUGCACCUGACCCUUACAGAGCUGUGCACUUCAUACAGCAUGUGCUCUGAAUUCACCGUGUUUAAACACAUCUUCGUGCCCUCUGAGUUUCUGCUCACACAGUUGGAAACGGGCCUCAGCAAGAUCUUUAUACGGAUGGCCCAUUAUAACCAAACCACUCAGGAAAUCGCCCGACCCUCUGAGCUGCUGGCGGGGAUCCAGACUUAUGUGACCAGUCUUUACACCCUUACUCGAUACAUCAACGUGGACAUUACCAGACUGGUGAAGAAUGUCCUCUUACAGCAGACACAACCACUGGAUUCACACGGCGCACCGACUAUCACCACGCUCUACACUAACUGGUACCUGGAGAGCUUGCUGCGCCAGGCUAGCAGUGCCUUCAUUGCGCAUUGUCCCACAAUGCACUGCUUUGUCAACCACAAUGUUGAAAAUGAGCAGAACUUUAAAGCAGACGAAUACUCGGAUAUUUGUGAGAUGCGAGCACUGGCUGAACUGAUUGGCCCUUAUGGACUGAAGUUUCUUGGCGAGAACUUGAUGUGGCACAUUACAUCACAAGUCAGCGAGCUGAAGAAACUUGUCUUUGAAAACAUGGAUGUCCUGGUGCAAAUGAAAGCUAACUUUGAUAAACCUGAGACAAUGCAAAACCUUCAAAAGAGGCUGACAGGCUGCGAGAAUGUGCUGAAGAGAAUGACAAUCAUUGGGGUGAUUUUGUCUUUCCGAACAAUGGCUCAAGGGGCACUAGAAGAGGUCAUGCACAGACAUUGCCCAUUUCUAAUGGGGUCCAUUGAAUGCCUAAAAGACUACGUCUGUACUGACACAGACAUCAAGGUAGCACUCAGUGUAUAUGAACUGGCAUCUGCAACUGGUUUACCAUGUGACAUUGAUCCUGCUCUGGUUUCAGCGAUUUCAAACAUGCGUUCAGACAAUUCAUCCAAUGAAGACGAGUACAAAACCACCUGCCUGCUGCUGGUGUAUAUUGCAGUUUCCCUGCCCACCCUGUCUGUGGAUCCAAAUUCUUUCUACAGCCGAGAACGUGGAGGUCACCAAAACAACAUCCACUGUCUGGCAGCUGCAGUUAACCAUCUAUCAGCAGCCAUGUUUACUGUUCAGAAUAAGAACAUUGAGCAGCAUCUCAAAGAGUUCCUUCAGGUAGCAUCUUCAAUCUUGCUGCAACUUGGACAGAACAUGGACAAAACAGAAGUUAAAAAUCGAGACUCUGUCUGUCUGCUCUUGGACAUGAUUGUGGACGAGUCACCAUUCCUAAGCCAGGACAUGUUAGAAGACUGCUUUCCAUAUGUGCUUCUGCGCAAUGCUUACAGAGAGGUGCACAGAGCCUUUAUCUACACUAUGGGUUAAACCUCCAGAACAACUUUAAUGCAUAUUAAGGCAAAACUUUGAUUUUAGCCAAUUACAGCAUAAUUAAAGUCAAGAUCUAUUGGUUUAAAUGUAAUGUUGAAAUGGUAACUAGCUGCCCACUAAUAUUUUCUGCAAUUAACAUUCCUACAUUAUGUUAGUUAUAGCAUACAGGGCUAUGUCCUUCAAAGUAAUUUCUAGGUUUGUAAAAUUCAUAUUCAAUAAAAAUUAAAUUAUGUUAUUGAUAUUAACUGGUUAAUUUUGGUCUGAAAAUGUAGUACCAUAUGCAGUAUAAUGUUGAAAUGGUAAAUGGCUGGCCACUAAUAUUUAUGCAAUUUAUGCAACAGUAACGUAUUAUGUUAAUUAUAUCGUAGUUAAUUUUUUGUACUUGUUGGUAAAAUUCACUUUCAAUAAAAAUCUAAUUAUGCUAUUGAUCACUGGAGUCUUGCUCUUCUGAUAAUAUAGCAGCAUAUUCAGGAAAAGAAAGAACUCAGAACCCGUAGACAUGGUCUUCUUUGUAUCUCCUUACUUUUUUUCCCUGAUAAAAAAAUAACUU
Molecule: messenger RNA, 3977 nt
Organism: Electrophorus electricus (electric eel)
Lineage: Eukaryota; Metazoa; Chordata; Actinopteri; Gymnotiformes; Gymnotidae
Gene: nckap1l
Product: NCK associated protein 1 like
Biological process (GO): cell morphogenesis; neuron projection morphogenesis; cell migration
Cellular component (GO): SCAR complex
Source: RefSeq, a predicted model, not a curated record